AGACCUAAACCCGUGGCUGAGCCACGAAGGCACAUCAGCACUCCGUGGGAUGGACGCUCCUGGGAGCAAAAAAUUCUGAGAGGCAGAGGCAGAAGGAGAGCGCUGGCGUGGGCAGGGCAGAGUUAGGAGAGGAGCAGGUCGCAGCGGAGAAGUAGCUAUUCGGAGGGGGAAAAAAUAAACCUAGGCUGGAGGCGAGCGAGGACUGCAGAGAGACUUCCCUGAUUCCUCCGUCCGACUAAGACAUUUAUUUCGUGGUGAGAUGAAGAGAUCAGCCUCUUUCCCCUUCCUCUGAUGUUGGUUCGGCACGGCUGGAGCAGGCGGCAGCCCUCGGCAGGACCCGGGCGUGUGCCCAGGAGCAAUUGCAAUGCCAGCACUGGUCCCAGCUUACCAGAGGUGAAACCUGGAGCUGACCAGUCCCAUGUGAGUGCUGCUGCAUGAGUUCCCACGCCCUGCCAGCUCCCACGGCCCCCUGACAUCUGAUGACAGAGUGAGCCAUGGGCAGCGUCCGAGUCAAUCGGUACAGCAUCGUCUCAACUGAAGAGGAUGGACACAAGGUCUCUGCACUGGGCAGCGUGAACGGGCACAGCCGGAACGGAAAGGGUCAUGCUCCCCAGAGGAAGCACCGCAACCGUUUUGUGAAGAAGAAUGGCCAGUGCAACGUUUACUUUGCCAACCUGAGCAACAAAUCUCAGCGCUACAUGGCCGACAUCUUCACCACCUGUGUGGACACGCGCUGGCGUUACAUGCUGAUGAUCUUCUCUGCUGCCUUCCUGGUCUCCUGGCUCUUCUUUGGCUUCCUCUUCUGGUGCAUCGCUUUCUUCCACGGCGAUCUCAAUGCACCGGCAGUGGUAGGUAGUCCCUCUCUCCUCAAGCCCUGCAUCAUGCAUGUGAACAGCUUCCUGGGGGCUUUUCUUUUCUCAGUGGAGACACAGACAACCAUUGGGUAUGGCUUCCGCUGCGUGACUGAGGAGUGUCCACUGGCUAUCAUGGCAGUUGUGGUGCAGUCCAUUGUGGGCUGUGUGAUUGACUCCUUCAUGAUUGGCACUAUCAUGGCCAAGAUGGCAAGGCCCAAGAAGCGGGCCCAGACCCUCCUUUUCAGCCAUCAUGCGGUCAUUUCUGUGCGGGAUGGCAAACUGUGUCUCAUGUGGAGGGUGGGCAACCUGAGGAGGAGUCACAUCGUGGAGGCCCAUGUCCGCGCCCAGCUCAUCAAGCCCUACAUGACAGAGGAAGGGGAAUACCUCCCCCUGGACCAGCGGGACCUAAAUGUGGGCUACGAUGUGGGUCUCGAUCGUAUCUUUUUGGUCUCACCCAUUAUUAUUGUUCAUGAGAUUGAUGAGGAGAGCCCCCUCUAUGGGAUUGGCAAGGAAGAGCUGGAGACGGAGAAUUUUGAGAUUGUGGUAAUUCUGGAGGGGAUGGUAGAAGCCACAGCCAUGACCACACAGGCACGAAGCUCUUACCUUGCUAGUGAAAUCCUCUGGGGUCAUCGCUUUGAACCAGUUGUGUUUGAGGAGAAGAACCACUACAAAGUGGAUUACUCACGCUUUCACAAGACGUACGAGGUAGCUGGCACACCUCGCUGCUCAGCCCGGGAGCUGCAAGAAAGCAAGAUGACCAUCCUACCUUCUCCACCACCUCCCAGUGCCUUCUGCUAUGAGAAUGAGCUGGCACUUGUCAGUCAAGAUGAAGAUGAAGAUGAUGAUGAAGUGGGUGUGGUGUUAGGGGGCAACACCAAGGAGGAGGGAGGUAUAAUCCAGAUGAUGGAUUUUGGAAGCCACCUGGACCUGGAGCGACUCCAGGCAACUCUGCCUCUAGAUACAAUCUCAUACCGCAGGGAGUCAGCCAUCUAACUCCUCCAGCCUCCCUGUUCCGCACCCAUUGCCCACAGUGUUCUCUGUUCCAUACCCAUACACUGGAUAAGUCCCUUCACCACCAAAUGAUGCCUCCCAUGAUUGCUCUCAGCCCCCAAAUACACCAAGGCCUGGAGCUGCUCUGAUAUACUCCCUUUCUCACGGGGUCAUAGUGUCUGGGAGAGGAGUGAGGAUACACUACUCUUUCCGGGCAUGCAGCUUGGGCUAGAACCCCUUUCCUGCCCAGAGAUAGGAGAGCAGCAGGCCUGGUUUCUUGUCUCUGGAGAGGUGACAGGAGUCCCUGCCUUCAGUGGACAGACUGAGACCCCAGCAAGUGUUUCUGCUGCUUCUGAGGCAACGGCAGGCUUUCUGUCCCUCUCAUUAUGGGUAGGUCUCAUGGCUGUCAAGGGUCAUCGCUGUCACUGGAGGAGCAACACCUAAGCACUGACAGAUAAGGAUAGAAGGGAGAGUUUGGGACUCCUGGAGGGAGUGGGGAAGGAUCUCAAGAGAGGAGUUUACUUGCAUGUUUGUUGCUUGUUGCCCAUGAUUUUGUAUCUAAAAGAGAAGGAGAACUGAAAUCAAUAUUCUUCCACUGCAAACACCAAGCUAGGAGACGAGGACACUCCACAUAGGCUGCUCUGCAUUCUCCUUGGCUUUUGGUGUCUGUCACCUCCAGAAGCAUCUUGGCUCCAUGGACUCAGAUCCAGUUCACCCAGUACUCUUGAAAAACUUGUCCUGCUCCUCUCCUGAGAUACCUGGCAGAAGAGGCAGGGCCCUGUGCUUACCACACUCAGACUGCUCCCUGGCACAGCACUGCCAGGAUGACAGACAGGUGAUCUGACUGGACAGCAGAUCCUCCACUUGCUCCUUUUGCCUCCUCCAUUCCUCUCCCUGAUGCCAUCAGCUGUAAAACAGAAUUUGUAACUAUUUAUUUUUAAUAAAGUCUAA
Messenger RNA from Prinia subflava (tawny-flanked prinia), 2795 nucleotides. RefSeq names its product potassium inwardly rectifying channel subfamily J member 4 (gene KCNJ4). Gene Ontology annotation, cellular component: plasma membrane. Lineage: Eukaryota; Metazoa; Chordata; Aves; Passeriformes; Cisticolidae. Bases 495 to 1847 code for a protein of 450 amino acids. The record is from RefSeq and is a predicted model, not a curated record. The transcript has 3 exons. Gene Ontology annotation, biological process: regulation of monoatomic ion transmembrane transport; potassium ion import across plasma membrane. Gene Ontology annotation, molecular function: inward rectifier potassium channel activity.